Rana temporaria (common frog) is the source of this 1306-nucleotide messenger RNA. RefSeq names its product ring finger protein 166 (gene RNF166). The record is from RefSeq and is a predicted model, not a curated record. Lineage: Eukaryota; Metazoa; Chordata; Amphibia; Anura; Ranidae. The transcript has 6 exons. Gene Ontology annotation, molecular function: ubiquitin protein ligase activity. The coding region runs from base 239 to 964 and encodes 241 amino acids. Gene Ontology annotation, biological process: protein polyubiquitination; ubiquitin-dependent protein catabolic process.
GAAAUUGCCAUCUAUGAGAGGAUUGGGGGGUCUGUCGGGGUGUAUUGAGCUCUGGUGUCCGCCAUUCCCGGGGAGAAGGACCUCCGUCCUCUCAUUCUCCGCUCAGGAAGGGCGGACAGGCCUGGCGGGUCUCCAUGGUGACGCGUGUCGCCGCGCAGUGACGUCAGCGGGCCCGGGGUGAUGACGUGUAGUGUUUAUGUCCUGCUGCAGCCGCUGAGGUGACGGUGUUGCGGCGGUCAUGGCAAUGUUCCGGAAUCUGGUGGCCUCAGCCCAACACCGGCAACACCAACAUCACCAGAACCCGGCCGUCCCGUCCUCCGCCGACAGCCUGGAGACCCAAUACGGCUGUCCCAUCUGUCUGGAGGUCUAUCACAAGCCUGUGGCCAUAGGGAGCUGCGGACACACGUUCUGUGGAGAAUGUUUGCAGCCGUGUCUCCAGGUGUCGUCUCCUCUCUGCCCGCUCUGUCGUAUGCCCUUUGACCCAAAGAAGGUGGACAAAGCCUCCAAUGUAGACAAACAACUCUCUUCAUAUAAAGCUCCCUGCAGAGGAUGCAGUAAGAAGGUGACUCUCGCCAAGAUGAGAUCCCACAUUUCCUCGUGUGCCAAGGUCCAGGAACAGAUGGCCAACUGUCCAAAGUUUGUUCCCGUAGUGCCAACGUCUCAGCCCAUUCCCAGUAAUAUUCCGAACCGAUCGACAUUUGUGUGUCCCUACUGUGGGGCCCGGAACCUGGACCAGCAGGAGCUUGUGAAGCAUUGCAUGGAGAACCACCGGAGUGACCCCAACAAAGUGGUGUGUCCCAUCUGCUCCGCCAUGCCCUGGGGAGACCCCGCCUACAAGAGCGCCAACUUCCUGCAACAUCUUCUCCACCGACACAAAUUCUCCUACGACACCUUCGUGGAUUACAGCAUCGAUGAGGAAGCGGCAUUACAAGCGGCGCUCGCCCUCUCGCUGUCAGAGAACUGAAGAUUCUUUUAGGCGCAAGUUUUCCCUUCUCGGUUUUGUCGCCACAGCCGAGGCUUGUACAUUCCUUCCAAAACUAGCUAAUCACUCCCCCAACACCCCUCCCCCAUGCCUUUUUAUUUUACUAGUGUUAUUACUAUUAGUAAGGUGGAAUCUUUUAAGAAUUACAAAAGAAAAAAAGGCCGGAGAUGUCAUAGAGUGCAAUUGUGAAGGGAAAGGGGGCAGGGGCUGAACAAUUCCUCCUUCAUGUGUGCUACCGGGGAUUCUAGUUCCAAAGUGUGCCGCUUUUAUGUAAUAGAAUAAGGAACUCUGAUGUACCUAUAAAACACGCCUAGUGGGUAGGGC